UACAUGGCUUAAGUAUUGUUGCGUUGCCACAUUCUAUAGACAAGUUGGUUUAUUUAAAGUACCUUGAUCUUUCCAAGAAUAAAAUUAAAGUUCUCCCUGGUUCUAUUAUUAGAUUGCUUAAUUUGCAAAUGUUAAACCUUAGUGAUUGUAUUUGGCUUAAAGAACUACCUGAAAACAUUCCAAAAUUGGCCAACCUCAGAUGUCUUGAGAUAAAUGGUUGUCAUAGUUUGACUCACAUGCCACCUGGAUUAGGGCAAUUGACUUCCCUUCAAGUAUUACCAUUAUUUAUUAUGACCCAGGAACCUGAAGCUGAUUUCUUCUCCAAGUAUUGUAGUGGUCUAGCGGAACUACUCAUUGUGAAAGAGAAACCUAGAGCUAAUUUCUUCGCCAAGCAUUGUGGUAGUCUAGCCGAAUUGAACAAGCUAAAUAACUUGAGAGGAGAACUAUGUAUCAUACUUAAUCUGGCGCGGGUGAAAAAUGCUGCCUCAGAAGCCAAGGCUGCGAAUUUGAAGGAUAAGCAACAUCUUAGAAGGUUGAAAUUACAAUGGGACAGGCAGAAGGCUAAGAAGGGUAAGGAUGUCGAAGAUGUUCGUAAUGAUGAAAAUUUAAUGAAAGGCCUUCGGCCACACCCAAAUUUAAAAAAUUUGUACGUGGAAUGGUACAAGGGUGUGAGAUUUCCUAGUUGGCUUGCUUCAUUGACAAAUCUUGUUGAAUUAGAAAUAUCGAAUUCAAAGUGCAAUCAUCUACCACCAAUGUAUCAACUCCCGUGUCUCCGAGAUCUAUCUCUUAAAUAUAUGCCUAAUCUAAAACGCAUAGCAACCUCUUCGCAUUCCUUUUCUUCAUACCCCUCCCCUUCUCUCUCCAAAUUAAAGUCUCUGUAUUUGAUUGAGAUUCUGGACCUAGAGUUUCUGGCAGAGCAGUGGUUGCAAAACCUGGCUUCUCUCGAGAAUCUAACAAUUGAGGCAUGUGCUGGACUAAAAUAUCUGCCUCUGUCUCGAUCCAUACAACACCUCACCUCCCUCAAGUCGCUGGAAAUUAGGGGCUGCGAGGAGGUUGAUCUGUUCAGUGAUGAUGAGAUACGAUUUUUUAGUGUUACCUCUUUGCAAACUCUCAAAAUUUCAGAUGUUCUGUGCUUGAUUACUUUACCAGUGUGGAUUGGUAACCUUACAUCACUUCAAGACCUUGAAAUUGAGGGAUGUCCCAACCUGAAAUCACUUCCUGAAGGGAUCGGCAAUCUCUCCUCCUUACAAUCCCUAAUAAUCAAUGGUCAGUGUCCGCUUCCGCUUGAAAGAAAGAUACCUAAAUGGAGGCGAGGAUUGGCGUAAGAUUGCUCAUGUCCCAUAUUUUCAAAUCAGCAACUAAUAUGCUUCCGCUUCUUUGGGCAGAUUUUUUCAAAGCAGAAUUAAAAACAACUGAAAGGUGGCCGAGGAAACGUGAAAGGAUGGCCUACAAUUGCUUGCAUGGACGAACCAAUUCUUCAAAUUCUCAGAUAUGAGACAAGGUCAGAAUUCUAAACCAGCUAGAGUUGGUGCUCCUUCAAAAAAAUCUGGAAAUUCAGAGUGCCACUUGCUUUGGGAAAAUAGUUUGGCAAGGAAGAACUGAACGCCAAUGCUUUCUCGUUACAAUUUUCUCUUGAAGAGGUUUUUCAGAAUUUAGAAAAAGACUCAUUAUUCUGUACAAAUAGAAGAUUGGGAGGCCUCAAAUUCAUGCAUGUUUUCAACAAAAAACGCAUAUGCAUUGUAGUCUUCAUCAUAGGCAAUUCGCCCUCAGAGCAACAAACCUUGGUUGGAGAAUACUUUGGUGUCAAUCCCACAUUGAAUUUCCCAGAGGCAAAAUUCAUAAGAACCAUUUGGUGCUCAUCAUUCAACUCUGAUAGAAUCGAAUCUUAGGAGGGGAUAACAGAGUUUUCAUUCCACUUAAAAGAACUUUUUGACAAUUUUGGUGAUACGAAGGAUACUCAUUGGUGCUCACAAGGUUGUGACAACAACCAGGAGGCCUGAAGUGUUAAGAAUGAGGCAUCUAACUGCCCAAUAAUGCAAGCUCAGCAGCCUGCUAUGACAGUACUAACAGCAUGUGCAACAUCUCAUGCAAUGCAAACACAAAAUGCCUCAUGCGGCAGCCUUCUUAGUGCAGUAAAGGCUAACUCAAUUAGAUCAGCAUGUGGGGUUAGUUCUGGUGUAACUGAAGGCCUUUAGAGCAGUAAGAGAGUUUGUUAUGGGUUGUUUGGAGAUUAGUUAUUUUAAUUGUAGCAUGUGAUAUAAUUCAGUGCAGUUUUGAUCAGUUGUAUAUAAUUCAGUGUAGCUUUGAUCAAUAUUAAAAUUUGAACGAUGUAUUCUUUGGAAUUAGAGAGACUAACACCCAAGUGAAUUCAAAAAAAUAAUCAGGUGGAAAUAGGUGGGGACUGCUCCGACACUGCUCAAUUAUCCUUGAGAUUGGAAGAUUUUUGGAGGAUCAUACACUCCACUAUUUGUAAAGAUAUGAGAGGUGGUCAGAAUUCUAAACCAGCUAGAGUUGGUGUUUCUUCGAAAAAGGCUGAUGCAGUUAAUCAAAGUACAAAUCCUCAAUUUGCACGCAAGAUGCUACGAAUGUCAGUUUCAUCUUCUACUUCAGAAGUUCUACCACCUAAGUGGACCAUCAAUUUUUUCGUUCAUAUAAGAAUGUUGCAAGGGCUCUGUUAACCACUGAACUGCAUCCAACAUAAGAAAAUAAAUAUUUUAGAAAAAAAGAUUCUUGGCCCUUGGACAAUAGCAGACUUUGCUAGUACAAUUGAUGAUGAAGUGAAGCAGCAAUAAGGGAUAAAAAAACUCGUCAUGAUUUUAUUUAAGUCUGAUUUGUAUUGACAACUUCAAUUACAGGAGAACAACGGUAGGCUGCAUUUUAGAAUUGGUUAUUCACAAAGACAUUCACUGUAGCUCAGUCUGUGAGAACAAUUUACACUAUUAAGGCCUAGCAUCAGUGGAUUCAUCU
Molecule: messenger RNA, 2967 nt
Organism: Quercus lobata
Lineage: Eukaryota; Viridiplantae; Streptophyta; Magnoliopsida; Fagales; Fagaceae
Product: putative disease resistance protein RGA4
Exons: 9
Coding region: 129-1325 (398 amino acids)
Source: RefSeq, a predicted model, not a curated record